This is a messenger RNA of Beta vulgaris subsp. vulgaris (sugar beet), 1095 nucleotides long. RefSeq names its product L-ascorbate peroxidase 2, cytosolic. Gene Ontology annotation, biological process: hydrogen peroxide catabolic process; cellular response to oxidative stress; response to reactive oxygen species. Bases 159 to 911 code for a protein of 250 amino acids. The record is from RefSeq and is a predicted model, not a curated record. NCBI's taxonomy places the organism in Eukaryota, Viridiplantae, Streptophyta, Magnoliopsida, Caryophyllales, Amaranthaceae. The transcript is spliced from 10 exons. Gene Ontology annotation, molecular function: heme binding; peroxidase activity.
AAAUUACCCUCUUCUUUUAUGAUUCUCCUCUUUUCAAAUUUCAGCUAAGUUAUAAAGUACUUCACUCAUUCGUAUUAAGUAUAUAAUUACAUUGAACUUUUUCAGAUUUUCUGUCUUCAUCUGCAGCUCUAGAGCUUAUUAUUAAGGGAAAGGGAAGAAUGGGGAAGAGUUACCCAAGUGUUAGCAAGGAAUACAAGGAAGCAGUAGACAAAUGUAAAAGAAAGCUUAGAGCUCUCAUCCAAGAGAAGCACUGUGCUCCCAUCAUUCUUCGUUUGGCAUGGCACGCAGCUGGGACAUUUGACGUUCAGUCAAAAACGGGUGGUCCAUUUGGGACAAUAAAGAACCCACAGGAGCUGGCACAUGUUGCAAAUAAUGGCUUGGAUAUUGCUGUUAGACUACUGGAACCAAUCAAAGAGCAGUUCCCAAUCCUAAGCUAUGCUGACUUCUAUCAGUUGGCUGGAGUGGUUGCAGUAGAAAUUACAGGGGGGCCUGAGAUCUUGUUUCACCCUGGAAGACCUGAUAAAACUGAAUCGCCGCCAGAGGGUCGCUUACCUGAUGCGAAGAAAGGUUCUGACCAUUUGAGGGAAGUAUUUUACCGUAUGGGUUUGUCUGACAAGGAUAUUGUUGCUCUAUCUGGUGCUCAUACCUUGGGAAUGUGUCAUAAGGAGAGAUCGGGCUAUCAGGGAGCUUGGACUAACAAUCCUUUGAUCUUCGAUAACUCGUAUUUCAGAGAGCUUCUUACGGGAGAUAAAGAAGGUUUCAUUCAGCUGCCAUCGGACAAAGCACUCCUUGAGGAUGUAGCAUUUCGUCCCUAUGUUGAAAAAUAUGCACAGGACGAGGAAGCUUUUUUUGCGGAUUAUGCUGAAGCACAUUUGAAGCUUUCUGAGCUUGGAUUUGCAGACGAGGUAUGAGAACACUCAAAGGUGGAGUGCUAGUUUCGUCGACGAUAAUGAUGCAUCAUACUCAUAUCUCCUAUGCCUUGGUUGAAGUUAUUCUACUUUGUUGAACUAGACCCCCAACUAUCAUCUAACUAUGUGUGUUAUAAUGUAUUACCUCUGUUUCUAAAUAAUAAUUAUACUUUGACUUUUGAUACUA